This is a messenger RNA of Pseudoliparis swirei, 10799 nucleotides long. Its product is annotated as histone-lysine N-methyltransferase 2B-like. Gene Ontology annotation, biological process: positive regulation of DNA-templated transcription. Gene Ontology annotation, cellular component: histone methyltransferase complex; nucleus. NCBI's taxonomy places the organism in Eukaryota, Metazoa, Chordata, Actinopteri, Perciformes, Liparidae. The record is from RefSeq and is a predicted model, not a curated record. Gene Ontology annotation, molecular function: zinc ion binding; DNA binding; protein binding.
AUCGUUGCUGUCACACUCUGCCAGCUCGCCGUCCGUGUUGUUGUAGUAAAUAAUGGCGGCAUCGGGAGGCGGAUUAUCAUCUCCCGCUUCAGUUGCGGGCUUGAGCAUCCAAGCGCCGGCCCGGGCUCGCUUCCCGGGUCGGCCGGGGCCGGCUCGCAGCAGGUUGCGGUCGGAAAAACGUACCAAACGCGGAAGGUUGGGCUCGGACGACGGGGAGCUGUUUGCCGAAGGGCCGAGGCCCGUGAACAUCGGCCUGGCGUUGAGCGAGGACCCGUCCCUGCUGCGUCUGCUCGGCGUGGCGGAGAAGCACAGGAGGCAGAGAGAUGCGGGCUUCGAGUCCAGUAGCAGUGAGGAGGAGGAAGUUUGUACUAGAUUUGGGACCUCAACAGUUCCUCAGGCGUCAUUACUCAGCCAAGCAAAGCCUCCUCAAGCUUCAGGCCCUUCUGUGGCAGCAGUGCCUCUCAUUGUAAAUAUUAUACCCAAGACCCCAAAACCGGGUCUUAUUGGGAGAAUUGUACCACGGGUCUCUAUAGAAGGCCAGGGUGUCACAGAGAGCCCGGCAAAAGACAAAGAAAUACCCACGGUUGUAAUUGAACUGCAUGGCAAGCAGGUAGCUCUCACUGCAAAAGCCAAACAUGCAGGCGAGCAGGCCUCAGGGGGACGGAGCAGUACAAGAUCAGCUAACUUCAGGAAGGAAGCAAAAUCAGAAGACUCGGACAGUCGACAAAACCAAACAGCCGCGACCUCAGAUGGUGGCAACAAGCAACCUACGAAAGUCAAAGAACGAGGCGAGGUGACGGAGGACUCGGACAAAGACCUAUCCCAGCCACAGCGAUCUGGGAGAGGCACCAGGGGCUUUCGAUUUGGGCACACCAGACGCACAUCUCAAGCAGUCGCUCUGUCAUUCACGUCUUUUCACAAACGGCAGAGGAAGAGACGAGCUAAGGGUAUGGGUGCCUCUCCAGAGGCUGGAGCUGAGGCCGGUGCCCAGAGUGGAGUGGAGGCAGCGAUGCCCCUCGAGUGCAAAGCAACAAAUGCCUCUGAAAAAAGAACACACAAAAGACGCAGAACGUUGCUCGGGCAAAGGCGGAAGCAAUCAAAAAGCGCUCCAGAAUUAAGACCAAAAUUAUGUCGUUCUCGUACUAAGCGUGUUUAUUACACCUACGUGUCGGAACCCAUUCCGGCCACACCGACGCUGGACGGGAACGAGCAGCAGCAGCGAAUGCAGAGUAUCACUCCAUCUGAGGUUGAGCUGAGCUCACUUCCUAAAGAAGUCCAGAAGAACUCAUCCACUCCUAUAAUGAGUGCACGGUCCUCACGCGUCAUUAAAACUCCAAAGAGGUUCUUGGACGAGGAAAUGAUUUCCUUACCAAGAGGGCUGAAAAAUCAACAGAGAGAGGACGGAAAACCAAGUCCAUCGUGUCAUGAGUCCAACUAUGAUGGCAACCUGCAGUCGGACAGUGAAUCAAUAUCUGUAGCUGACGGCUCAUCUGCAGUGACAAAGUUCUCAUCCAAGCCCAGACCAGGAACGAGUCACCUAGAGAUAUACAAGAACCUCAAGAAACUAACCUUGAAACUGGCAGAGAAGAAGAAAGGCCACUCCACAGAGGGGGAUCCUGCACAUCAUGACGACGGUUUGACUCAUGUCAGGAAGAGACGGCGGUCAAAGAUCACGGUGGAGGAGAUAGACUCUCCUGGAGUAGUGAGGAAACUAGCUGUGUCGGUGGACGCUGAGGCGAAAGUACUCUCACAUCUGCCAUCCGGAGAUACAGGCAACAAUAAUGAAGCAGAAGGCGUGACUGCAGACAGUCAUGAGGCAUUAGAAGUCAGCGGGCCCAGCCAUCGAAUUGGUCUCAGUGGAGCCAAUAAGACGAUGCUCCACCUGCUGAAGAAAGCCAAAGUCCAGCUCAUCAAGAUUGAUCAGCAGAAGCAUCUCAAGUUGUCACAGUUGGGCUCCAGAGAACCACGAGUGCCAGUGAGCGGAAGCAGGAGGAGAAGGAAAAGAGUUGUCGUAUCUCCCAAAGACAUCAGUCUUCAGGAGCAGCCGCUUGGUGGGCCAAGGAUCAAACAUGUGUGUCGGGCAGCAGCAGUGGCUUUGGGGCAGCCCCGUGCCAUGGUGCCAGACGAUAUCCCCAGACUCAGCGCCCUGCCACUACACGAGAGAGAAGGAAUCACCUUUUCUCCUGCGGCAGAAGAUGUGGCAGAUGAUGACGACGAUGACGUCUCUGAUAAGGGCAGGGCCCAGUGGGUUGUCUCUCAGGAACACAUCCAGCGGAAGAAGAGGAGGAGGAGGGGGAAGGGCCUCAAGUUCAGAAAGAGAAAGACCCUGACUCAAUAUGCACCCGGCGGACUCCGUGCCCGGCGCUGUGGACACUGCAAAGGCUGUUUGAUAGUGGAUGACUGUGCAAAGUGUACCAACUGCCGCGAUAAGCCAAAGUUCGGGGGGCCCAACACCAAGCGCCAGUGUUGCAUAUAUCGGAAGUGUGAGCGGAUUGAGAGGGCGAGGAAUAAGCGCGUCGUCAAACCAUUGAAACUCCAGGCGAGGCGUUCGGCGGCCUCGGGGUUGAGUGCUGAAGACGAGAACUGGCGCGUUGCAGGCGAGGCAUCGUCGGCGACGGCCCCUGUAAUCAGGAAACACUGCCUCCGUAACAUCACGCCACGCUCCUACAGCAGCCUGCUCAAGUCAGAAUCUGACGAAGAAGAAGAUAAAGCAGAUGCAUCGGUGGUCAAGCAACCUGUAGCUGCAGCCAUCAAACAAGGUCACGCUCUUCCAGAUGGCGGAUCACUGCUCGACAACCCUCCGUCUGAGGCGGUGAAGCCUCGCCGGCCGUUCUCCAGAGGAGCCGGGAGCCGACCCAGAGCGUACAAGGAACAGGAGAACAUGAAGGAGACGGAGCCCAGAGACAGUUUACCAGAAACCAGCCCACCCAGAAGCCCAAUGCCGAAGCUGCAGCAUCAGCUCCGAAUACACUUACACCGUCUGCCUGAUUUUAUCCUGCAGUCUGUUUUGGCAAAACCAGAGCCGAGUCCCCAGAGUCCAGAUCAGUGUCCAAUAUUGUCCCCGCUUUUAACGCCUCCUUCUAUUUCACAAUCGACACAUUCCACACCCCAGUGUCCUCCAGAACUGUCCCAGCCUGUAACGCCUCCCGAUGCUCUGCUUUCCCUGCAUACUAUAACAGACUCUUCACAGAAAUCUCUGCUGUUACGGUUGUACCGUUUGCCCCGGGCCUUGGUGCAGUCAGCCUUGCGUUUGCACAAAUGUAUAUCAUCACCAUCUCAACAACUGCCCCAGUUCAUACUGCCCUCCGCUCUGACGGGGGCUUCGUCACAGUUGUGCUUUCAGGAACAGCCCGAGUCUGAGGUUCAGGAACAGCCCGAGUCUGAGGUUCAGGAACAGCCCGACUCUGAGGUUCAGGAACAGCCCGACUCUGAGGUUCAGGAACAGUCCGACUCUGAGGUUCAGGAACAGUCCGACUCUGAGGUUCAGGAACAGCCCGAGUCUGAGGUUCAGGAACAGUCCGACUCUGAGGUUCAGGAACAGCCCGAGUCUGAGGUUCAGGAACAGUCCGACUCUGAGGUUCAGGAACAGCCCGAGUCUGAGGUUCAGGAACAGUCUGAGGUUCAGGAACAGCCCGAGUCUGAGGUUCAGGAACAGCCCGAGUCUGAGGUUCAGGACCCAGAUGUUUUGACGGAGACACAUAGAGCUAACACAAAUAACACUGAACAAGUGCUCCCUCAGCCAGUGGAUCCCCACACAGAGUUACAGGAGGGCAUGCAAGAGGAGCAGAAGGACAGUCCAGGGCAGCAGCCUGAAGAGGAGGAGGACGGUGCUGUGGAAGAGACGGUGACGAAAGACUGUCUCGCAACUGACAAUCACUAUGUCCUUCAUUCCCAGAAUCCUGCAGAGUGUGCGUCAGUGAACACCCUGACUGGGUUAACUAACGGGUUUCCCCAAAAGGGCUUGUUGCAGAACAAGUACAAGAUUCGCGUAGACUUUAAGGAGGACUGUGCUGUCCAGAACGUCUGGCUCAUGGGCGGCCUCAGCGUCCUCACCUGUGUCCCCACGACACCACAACCCGUCUGUCUGCUCUGCGCCAGUAAAGGACGACAUGAGAUGAUAUUCUGCCAGAUCUGCUGUGAGCCGUUCCACAGCUUCUGCCUCUCACCAGAGGAGCGCCCCAAGAAGGAGAGCAAGGAGAACUGGUGCUGCAGACGCUGCAAAUUUUGUCACGUGUGUGGCCGCCGGAGCAAGAGCACAAAGCCAGUGUUACAGUGUCGGAGAUGCCAAACCUCAUACCACCCUUCCUGCUUGGGACCAACUUACCCUAAACCUAUGAACUGCAACAUGCCCUGGGUGUGCAUGACGUGCAUUCGGUGUAAAAGCUGCGGUGUAACACCUGGAAAGUCUUGGGACUUGUCCUGGAACCACGAGCAGGAUCUUUGUCCCGACUGCACUUCUCUCCACAAAAAAGGCAAUUUCUGCAGAGUCUGCCUCAAAUGCUACGACGACGACAACAACAACCAACACACGCAGAUGAUUCAGUGUACAAAGUGCAGCCACUGGAUUCAUCACACAUGUGAAGGACUUUCAGAUGAGCUGUUUGUGUUGCUGUCAAACCAACCAGAGGACGUGUCUUUCACCUGCUCACCCUGCAGCGAGGACCAAACUGAACACAGCAGCUUGAAGAAGGAGCUGCAGAGCCGGCUGAUAGCCGGGUUGGAGGAGGUACUGACGGAUCUCCUCUCCAACGACACAACACAGCACCUCCGUAUGUGCAAAAUGUGUCGGGACCCAAACAACACAAUAUUUUUCGAGGAACAGCAACCAGUGUGUGAUCUACAGACCAUGGACAAGAAGUUUAAAGGCGGUGGUUACACCUCAAUAAAAGCUUUCCAUGCAGAUGUUGUCUCUGUGAUGAGGAAGUGGUUGAAGGAGGAGGAGAUUCUCCCUCAGGACCAGAGACCGACCAGUCAGGCCAGGGCGCGCUAUGUCAAACUGAUUGAGCAGGCGUUCAGUUGGUUUCCUGCAAGCUUUCUGAAAAAGUGGAGCACAUUCUCUCAUGACUUCCCAAGUGGCAUGCUCCCUGAGGCGGUCCUCCCACCAUCUAAGGAGCACAGCUAUGCACAGUGGCUGGAAAGGACAUACCAGUCCAAAGAGACUCGGUGCCAAGAGGCGGGGAAAACUGAGUCGGUGCUGUCCUCAGUCACUGCACAGCAGUCUGAUGUACCUCACGACCGACCUCUGUAUUCACGUGGUGUGAAGAGUGAUCAGCAAACAACCAAAACUGAAGAUAUGAGGCAAUGUGCACUGUGUCAACAAAAUGGAGACUAUGCUCCAAAGGAUGCAGGGCGGCUGUUGUACCUGGGACAGAAUGAGUGGGCCCACAUUAACUGCUGCCUUUGGUCUGCAGAGGUUUAUGAGGAGAAUAGUGCUCUUUUGCAAGUGCACACCGCUGUCUCAAGAGGGCGCCACCUGCGCUGUGAUCGCUGUGGGCAGUCGGGGGCCACUGUGGGCUGCUGUCUCUCCACCUGCCAGAGUAAUUUCCACUUCAUGUGUGCUCGUGCCCAGAACUGUGUGUUUCAGCUGGACAGGAAGGUGUACUGCUUCAGUCACAGGGAUCUUGUCAGUGCAACGAUGGUGUCUGGGAAAGGGUUUGAAGUGCCUCGAAGGGUAUAUGUGGACUUUGAUGGGAUCAAUCUUAGAAGAAAGUUCCUCACAGGCCUUGACCCUGAAUCCAUAAACAUGACCAUAGGCUCUCUACAGAUUCAGAAACUUGGUGUGUUGUCUGAGUUGUCAUCAAAUGGGAGGAUGCUGUAUCCUGUUGGUUAUCAAUGUUCUCGGUUGUACUGGAGCACUGUUGACCCCCGCAGACGUUGCAAGUACACCUGUAAGGUAACAGAAGUGAGCACACCUCUUCCUGGUGAGGAACAAGAUCCGAGAUGGGACAAAGAAGAGAAUCACACCAUCGCCCACAGCCCCAACCGCCACAGAUGUCAGCAGGAAAUUUCAGAUAUGGAUUCCCCGGUUCGUUUAGGUUCUCCAUCCAGCCCUUUAAAGUCCACUACUCCAUCACCCAACUCUAAACAGUACAGCACACCUGAAUCCAGAAGUCCUGGUUACACACAGACCAGGAGACCAGCAGGAGGAUCAUCCCGACCUCUUCCAUCUCCAGGUACAGCUCUUCCCAAACCGCAUCACAUCCUGACGUUGAGGGACCUGGAGGACACCCGUCGGCCUCGCAGGCUCUCAUCAAGAAGCCGCUGCAGUUCCUCGCCAACCGACAGCGAUCCGGCUGUCCAGAUGACCCUCCGCUCUGGUGGCGCCGUCCACUCUCGAUGUGCUCUGUUCAGCUCCCCUCCGAGGUCAUCAAACCUGGGUGCAGCCUCGCCGCCUCUGUCCAGACAAAACUCGGCAUCACCGGUCUGGAGCUCCCCGCCCCGAUCCAACGCCAGCAUUUCUGCAGCACUGUCGCCUCGAAGAGGAGCAAUCACUCACUCCCCCAGGGGGAGGCAAAACUUCAAAAUCACCACUCCAGUUUCUGCAGAGGUUCCCCACGACUUCCUCGCCUCAUCUGAGGCAGAAGAUGCACCAGUGGCCACAACCAAUGGGAUCUCACUCGCCCCUGAUAACCUGGAAGAGGAGGUCGCUCACCUGAUGGCCCAGGAGCUGCCCUACACUGUGUUUGACACGGACACAGAGGUCGCGGUCGCCUCCAUGCUGAAUGCUAAGCUUGAGUUCGACGAGGCUUUGCUCACAGAGAACGUGGCACUUCACUGCGGAGCACAAGGCGGGAGAGGAGAGGUGGAGGGCAUAGUGCAAGAUGCGGACAUGCAAGUAGAUAAUCGGGAGAAUUUCGAGGAUGAAGACUCAAGCCGUUACUUAAAAUUUUCACGGACAGUGGUGUGCGACGCAGCUAGCAGCUCGGAAACCUCUGGACAGCUCACUUCAACACAGUCGAUCUCACAGUUGGAUGGAGCAGACGGCGGGUCAGAGAGUGAUGAAAGAGAGGUGGUUGACGAUGAAGCUCGGGACCCAGAAGGUGAAGAGAGAGAAUAAGCUCACGCCAACCACAUUACACCGACGAAACGACUAACCGUCGCUCUAAAGAGGUUGGAGCCAAUCUUCACAGUGUCAAAGUCAGCUGAGCCAGAGUUUCAGGGAAGUUACCCACCAUCUGAAAUUCUUGAAGAAGGUUACGGAAACGAUGAAAUGUCAUUUCAGGAGGAAGUCGUCCAGAUGAGCUCCGAAGCACCAACGCCUCCAGAUAAGGUGUUUUUGGAUUCCAGUACAGGACACUUCAUUUCUGCCGAAGACGGCACUGUGGUGGGCCCAGAGAUCAUCGCAGUUGCCAAUAAAGAUGACAGUAGCUCAUCGACCGACUCCAUUGAAGGGUUCAAAGAUGAUUUGACUGACCCCGACUACUCUCCAGAGUGUACUCCGUUUCCAGAGCGUAAAACCAAAAGAUCUCCCACAUCUCAGAUGAAAACCAUCAUCGUGAAGACCAAACGUCCGGUAGCCAAUUUCAAACGCUUGUCGCCAAAGCCGUUUCUUCCUCAGCAGCGCAAACUCAAAUUGAUAUUGCCCCCUCGACCGAAUGUCACCAAUGCAUCGACUUCCCCUGCUGCUGCCACAGUUUGUGUAAUUCCACGCAGUGUCACCUCCUCCAUUGUGAUCAAUGGUCUAAACGUACCUAUCCAGCCUGGUGUCUCAACGGGGAGAACCAUCGCCAUUCGCUUGGACAACUCGAGGACAGGAAGUCAGCAGCAAGUUGCGACUCCGAAUCAAGCUGCGGCCUCCAGCUCACCGACUCCUGCUCCUCAGGUGCUUCUAGUCAAUCGACACGGUCAGAUUCUUAUCAAAGACCCGAGAUCGAACACUUACCAGUCCCUCAGUACGAACUCUCCCGCCUACAACAAAAUAAGCCAGAUUGCCAAGAUUCUCCACAGUGGUAAGGCCCUGCAGCGCUCGGUCCCUCGAGUUGUAAUAAAGCCUCGUGCCAGCCUCUCCGCCACAAACGUCCCAUCUGCCGGUAACUCGGCAACAUCAGAGAGAAAAGUCAUUUUUAGAGUCGUGCCUAUGAUAAGCGUUGGGACUCCUGCUUCCACAACUCCUGCUCCCUUAACUCCUGCUCCCUCCACUCCUGCUCAAUCAAAUCCUGCUCCCACAAAUCCUGCUCCCACAGCUCCUGCUCCCUCAACUCCUGCUCCCGCACCUCCUGCCAGUGUGCAGAGUGUUCCUGAAGCAGCUUUCUCCAGCAUUAAAGAAAGCACCGCCCAGGCUAUCAUCUACAGAGCCAUGGCUACCCACCGCGACGAGCCAAAGACGCAGCCCAUCAUCCUCAGUAAAACUCUGCGGCCAAAGGCCAGCCUUCGAGGUCCGUCCAUGUUUCAGUACGCAGAGGUAUCGGAUCAGUCCCAGGCUGCACCGUUAGAGUCCCCUAGUGGUGUCCUCAAUGAACCAAAUGUCAGCCCACAACCUGCACCUGCUCCGUCAUGCCACCAGGUGAGAGUCAAGAGAGUCUCACUUGUGUCUGAGCGGCCCUCCAGGAAGAAAUCUAAGAUGGACUUCUUGAAGGAUCCAUCAAGUGAGCUUGAUGAAGCUGAUGAAGCCAGACCGAGUGGUGUGAGAAUGAAAGCUCCAUCAGUGAAGGAUAGCCUCGACAUGGACCAGGGGAAAGUGUUGCACAAGUCUGAGCAGUUGAGAAUUACUGCUCCACCACCCCCCAGGCAUCCUCUGGUUGAGCGUCCUCCUGCAACGGCACAAUUUAGCAGUCAGACUCAAGGUAAAACCGACUUGUGGGUCAGUGCUCGCCGUGGAGACCUCUCUGAAUGGGGCCCUUACUCAGGUUUUAGCUCGGAAGAAGACGCAUCUUCACCCAAAUACAGAAAGAGGACAUGCAUGAACCAGCCCCACCUGCGUUUUGAAAUCACCAGUGAUGAUGGCUUCAGUGUUAAAGCUAACAGCAUCGAAGUCGCUUGGCGUGCGGUGAUUGACGGCGUCCUCGAAGCCCGAGCAGGCUUCCAUCUGAAGCAGCUUCCUCUGGGCGGGAUGGGCGGGCCGCGGGUGCUCGGUGUCGUCCACGACGCCGUCAUUUUCCUGCUGGAGCAACUGCAGGGUGCUGCAAACUGCAAACGGCAUCGCUUCCGCUUCCACCGCUGUGACGACAUCGAGGAAGAGCUUCCCCUCAAUCAGAGCGGCUGCGCUCGGACUGAAGUCUACACCCGGAAAGCGACUUUUGAUAUGUUCAACUUCCUGGCAUCACAGCACAGAGAGCUCCCUGUAAUGGUGGGCCCCUUUGAUGAGGAGGAGGAUGAAUUCCCACUGAAGUCUUCCAGGCGAGCCACCAGCAGUGAGCUUCCCAUGGCGAUGAGAUUCAGACACCUGGAAAAAAUCUCCAAAGAAGCAGUAGGAGUUUACAGAUCUGAAAUUCAUGGUCGCGGUCUUUUCUGCAAGCGGAACAUCGAGGCUGGCGAGAUGGUGAUCGAGUACGCCGGCAUCGUCAUUCGCUCCGUUCUGACUGAUAAGCGGGAGAAAUAUUACGACGGCAAGGGCAUCGGCUGUUACAUGUUCCGCAUCGACGACUUCGACGUGGUGGACGCGACGAUGCAAGGCAACGCCGCUCGGUUCAUCAACCACUCGUGCGAGCCGAACUGCUACUCCCGCGUCAUCAACGUGGACGGCCGCAAGCACAUCGUCAUCUUCGCCCUGAGGAAGAUCUACCGGGGCGAAGAACUGACCUAUGACUACAAAUUCCCCAUCGAGGACGAGAAAAGCAAGCUGCACUGCAACUGCUCCACAAGACGCUGCCGUCGCUUCCUAAACUAGUACAAAACACACACACACAAACACCCACACGCACACCACAUACCAUUAUCCAUCUUGGUUAAUGCACUUGAAAUUAGGAGGCGGACUUUGAGGAAGUGAUUUGAGGCGACUGUUGUAAUACGGUCGUAAGUGGCCAACACGCAGACCUGCGUCUACUGAACGGCUUCGCCAUGUUGGAAGCUCAUUAAAGACUCGUGGAGACGAACCAGAUGAACCAUAUGUCGAAGCUGAGGAUGAAUACUAUUUAUGCGAUUUCAGACUGCAGGAUUGUUGGUUUGUUGAAGUAGGAAGUGCAAUUAAGGAAAACUGCACACUCUUUUUGGAUUUGUGUACGGGUUUACCAUCUCGUACAACACAUUUUGUCAUUUAAACAUUGUUGACUUUGUCAGUAGCCUCUGCUGGAACUGGGGCCAAACAGCCGGGGGGGCAAUCAUUAGCAGCUACAAACGGUGCAAACUAAAACCACCUGAUUGCAGCCCUUCCUGCGUAAAAGGGGGGUCUAUUGUGAUGCUGGCGGCAGAGCGUUUUUGUAAAUACAAGGUCACACAGAAGGAUGAGGAGAAUUUAUUCAGCACCUUACUUUCACACAACCUUCUCGAGCAGCACAACUUUACUUCAGAGCUUAAUCGACGUUUUUGACUGGAGGCACCUUGUGUACGUUGUAGUGUAGCUACAUUUUAACCUCAGUCUGGAUUCCACAAGUCGUGUGAGGGGACAAGCCCUCGACAUAACCCGCUCCCUAUUCAGUCAGUUGAAAUGUCCUGAUUUUAUUUGUGACUGCAGAGACGCUGUGAUCUAAAUGAUUUUAUCCUGCCAUUACAGUCUGUUCUUUAUUUGUUACUUUGUACUGUUUGUGAUUUUUAAGGUAUAUGAGGGAGAUUUUCCUUGGUGCAAAUUGAAAAUAGUGAUCUUGCUCUGCACAGUACCUUAUAAAUCAUUUUGUAUGUUUGAAAAAUAAAUGUAUAUCCAACAA